Messenger RNA from Hibiscus syriacus, 1103 nucleotides. Its product is annotated as 50S ribosomal protein L15-like. The record is from RefSeq and is a predicted model, not a curated record. Bases 39 to 860 code for a protein of 273 amino acids. Gene Ontology annotation, biological process: translation. The transcript has 4 exons. Gene Ontology annotation, cellular component: mitochondrial large ribosomal subunit. Gene Ontology annotation, molecular function: structural constituent of ribosome. NCBI's taxonomy places the organism in Eukaryota, Viridiplantae, Streptophyta, Magnoliopsida, Malvales, Malvaceae.
CUUUAAGCAGAAUUUCCCAAAACCCUAAAUCUUUUGCAAUGAUAAGAAGAAGACUCCCUUCAAUAACCUCUGUUUGUUCUCACUUCCUCACCAAACCCAUCUCCGGUCCAUCACAAAACCUCCAUUUCCGUUCCCUACAAUCCCUCCAAUGCUCCGACCCCAUUAACAAAAAUGGGUCAUUUUGGUUUCAGGGCAUUAGAGCUUAUAGUCUCUUGAGCUUAAACGAUCUGAGAGACAAUGUUCCCAGAAAACAGAAAACGAGGAAAGGGAGAGGUAUUGGGUCCGGCAAAGGGAAGACCGCAGGGAGAGGACAUAAAGGACAGAAGGCUAGAGGUAAUGGCAAGUUGGGAUUCGAAGGAGGGCAGACCCCGAUGCGGCGGCGUUUGCCUAAACGCGGCUUUAAGAAUCCUUUUAGUCUCACUUUUCAGCCAGUAGGAUUGGGAAAGAUAGCCAAACUUAUAAAUGCUGGGAAGAUUGAUUCUCAUGAAUUGAUCACAAUGAAGACUCUCAAGGAUGCUGGGGCCAUCGGGAAACAGAUCGAGGAUGGGGUAAGGUUGAUGGGUCGCGGUGCUGAACAGAUCAAGUGGCCAAUUCAUCUCGAAGUGUCGAGGGUGACUGUUAGAGCAAAGGAAGCAGUUGAAGCUGCCGGUGGAUCUGUGAGGAGAGUACACUAUAACAAAUUAGGGUUGAGAGCUCUGCUUAAACCUGAGUGGUUCGAAAAGAAGGGCAGGUUGCUGCCGAAACCAGCCAGGCCUCCUCCAAAGCUGAAGGAUAAAGUUGACAGCAUCGGCCGCUUGCCUGCUCCAACAAAACCUAUCCCCUUUUUCACGGAAGAGGAGCCAAUCUCCUCUCCUGCGUAGUAGACAGGUGAUCGGUUUGUUCGUUGAACCACAAGAUUGGCAUUCAAGUGAUUAUGUUCCGGAGGAAAACAAUCAAUAUAUUGCAAUCCUUUUCCAUGUCAUGAAAUAAUUUACAACUUUGUUCUUUGCACUUAGUUUGAUCCACAUCGAUCUAGAAAUAUUAGUCGACUUGUGUUUUGCACUCAGUUUGAACUUGGUGCUGUUGAGAAGCCAGAAAAACACAAGUUCAUCUCCAUGGUUGCA